This is a messenger RNA of Abrus precatorius (Indian licorice), 474 nucleotides long. RefSeq lists its product as uncharacterized. Bases 1 to 474 code for a protein of 157 amino acids. Lineage: Eukaryota; Viridiplantae; Streptophyta; Magnoliopsida; Fabales; Fabaceae. The transcript has 3 exons. The record is from RefSeq and is a predicted model, not a curated record.
AUGUGUGUUGAUUAUGGGGGUGUUAACCAAUACAAGGCCAAGAUGAUUGGAUCAACAUUCUUGUUUCCUUUGUCUAUAUGGGAAUUUGAAACCUUGAACUUGUAUUGGUUAAUGUACAUUGAUCAAGGGGAUUAUCCUAUAUUCUUAUGUAUGCAGAAAAAACCUGUUAAAAUGUCGGUGCCACAAUUUGGAGGGUGGGAGCAUAAGUCCCCAGGAGUGCCUAGUGAUUACUCCAUGGUCUUCAACCAAGCUCGUGCAAACAAGAAGAAUCAGAAGAAUGACUUAUCUGAGGUCAAGCGUUUAAGCCUUGGGAAUGAAAGGGGCACCACAAAUCCCAAACAUCGUCAUGGUCAUGGUCACGGUCAUGGUCAAGGUCACGGUCACGGUCACGGUCACGGUCAUGAACAUGAAGAACCCCCUGUCAUGAGGAGAAAGAAGGGUCUGAAUUACAUGAAUUGCUGUAUUAUGGCUUAA